UGUGUGUGUGUGUGAUGAGGAGCUGCAGAGGAGGAAACAGUGUGUGUCCACGGUGUGUGUUACCGUGCGUGUGUGUGUUCACCGACCACACGUCGUUGUUCCACGGGAGGACCUCACGUCUGUCUCUCGCUCGUGAACUCACCGAGACUUGACGAGUCGAACUACUCGCGUGUUUCCGGACAGACUCGGGAGCGUCGCUGUGGACAUGGGAGGUAAAAAGCUCGGCGGGGACACGGUAGCUCCGGUUAGCGACAUUUAGUUCUAACGUCAAACUCUCACACGUCACGAAAAGACGUAAAACUCUCCCACGUUUAUUCCCCGGUCGCUGGUUUCCCGUUAGCUCGGCUGUGCUGUUGCCUCCGUGGACUGUUGAGUAAAGUGAAUGACAACAUGCUGCCAUCGUUAAACCACUGGAGUCAUCACAGGGACUUUCUCCUGACAGCCUGAUACAGAUUAGGAUGGUGGCAUGGCCAGACACUUCUGUGGAGAGGGUUGUAUGUGAUUCCAUGCUCCUUAAUGCCUUUGUUGGCAUCUAAUGGAAGAAAAAGCAUCGAUCAAGUCCACCAUGGUAUCUAGACUGCCCAAGUUUGGUGGACGCUCAUCGACUAACGGUGCUAAUCCCUUGUCCAAUGGUUCUACCCAGCCAACAACCCCUACCCAGUAUGGAAAGAGCACUCCCCCAGCAACACAGCCAAACAGUCUGAUCCGUGCCUCUCCUUUUUCCUUGAAAUGGAAGAGAGACGAUGCGCUGUCCAUCCACAGCUCCACCAGCUCUGGGGACGGAGAUGAAGACAAGACUCCGAUGCAGCGUCCCUCGUUAGCAAAAGAUGUAAAGAGUGGGACUCCGGGGACACCCAAGAUUCGAAGGUCAGGUACUUUGGUGGUUGCUGUGUCUAGCCCCAAGGCAAUUCCCCAGCAAUCCUCUAAGAUGAGUCCGAAAGUAGGAACCAAGCUAGGCCAAAGCCCAAUAAACGGAGGUCUUAAAAAUGGUCACACUGGCUCCAGCAUUCCAGGGUCAGAUUCUCGCCUUGUGCGGCCUAGGUUAGGCUCUAGCACUCCCAGAAGCAGCUCUCAAGACAGCCUGUCCCAGUCCAGUGAAAGCCUUAAGACCUUGGCACUGGACAACAUGGUGCGUUCAAAUAGCUUCACUCACUUCAAGCAGAUUCCCUCUCCUACAACCCAAUCAAUGACACGGUCCUUCUCCUUUAACCGAGCUGUGGAGCUAGCCAAGCCUCUGGCCAACACUCAGCUCCGGCCUCCUCGCAGUACUUUCCUCAAACCCCCUCAGCUGAGCAAUGGAAGAGUUGGUUUAGGACUUGGAGGCCUGAAUGGUAGCCUGGGAGUUUCAGGGAGUCUAGAUGGAGGACUUCAGUACAGCAGAACUCCUCCUGCUGCCUCCUCUCUGCCUACCUUGUCUAUCCCAUCAGCACCCAAUACUCCCAGUGCUCUGAAGAAGCCUCUGUUCCCCAGUUGUGUGCUGACCAAGUCACUGGGCAGCAGCAUGGGGGCUCUGGGCUACAAGCUGGCUCGAUCUGGGCAGGCCAAGCAGCAGAAGCCUCUUUUUCAAGGUAAAGUCAGAACUUCAGCUGCCCCUGAGUGUGAAGAGUCAUUGGGCAUACAGCCCCAUGGUGAGGCUGAAAGAGCAGACUCUCACAGUGACAGUGAUGGAAGCUCUGGAGAUGGAGGGGCCAACGGAGCAGGAAAUGGUGUGGUCAUGCAAAGCUUGUGCCUGGCUGCAGGGGAGACUCUGGAGGACAUGUCCUUAUCUUCCGCCUCAUCUCUAGACAGAGGGGACACCAGUGAAGACUUUCUAGAUGACUUUGAGAGUAUGGGAGAUUUGCUCAGUGAUGGGGACAUGCCUGACAACAGGACAGCUGACACCACUACCCAAACCCGUCUACACAGCUUUCUCAAUGAGACCAUCGACUGGGACAGCAUAGAUCUGGAAGGACAUAAAGAAGAAAGCCCUAUGGAGGACUCCCAGGGACCACUAGUGUUGUCUCCAGAGCAAGGUGAUGUCCCACAGGCUUCAUCUGUUGAGCUGUCACCGUCCAACAGCUCUGGUGGAACUUACAUGUGGGACGAGGAGGGUCUUGAGCCUCUUGGGGGACCCGGAAAUCAUCCAUUAGACAGCUUUGAUAAUUCAGAGCUCAACAGCAUGGAUGUCCUGAACAACCUGGACCCUCGGGGAACUGGAGAGCUGGAUGAUGACGACCUCAUGCUUGAUGUGGACCUGCCAGAGGAUGGCUUACAUGACGUCGGCAGGAUGUCUCACAUGGAGCGCUCAGACAGGGCCGGUCGGCAGGGGCAGCGGCGUAAACACCACCGCUGGAGUGGACCAGAUCACUUCCACAGUGACAGCAGGGCCCACGUCUUCCAGCACUAUGAUGGACUCAAGUCCUCCAGGAUCUGUUCACGGCCCCCCCACUCCGAAGGCAGGCAGCAUGGCUACAUGGCGAUGCUGGAUGAAGUCACAGUCGAUCACAUGACUCAAGAUUGCAGCUCGCUGAAGAACCAGCUGCUCAGGCUCAAAACGAUGUUACAGCUUGAGGAUACAGAUUCUCCAGCAGAUGCACCUGAGGAGAUUGAAGACAAUACCACUCCAUCACAGUUGGUGGAGCUGAUAAAGGAAGUGCAGGUGCUCAGAGAGGAGCUGAGGAGCCGAGACAAGACCAUCGUUCAGCUCACGUUGCAGUGUCAACAGCUGCAACAGCAACAACUGCGGGAACAAAUGGCUGCUCAAGGACAUCAGGCCAGGUGUCAGUGCCACCACCAGAGGGCUCCCGCUUCAGUACGACAAAGCGACAGGCAGACGGACAAACGGACGCAGCAUCACUACGACAAGGCCACCCAGACCUACUGGAGACCCCCCAGCCACACUCCUCAAAUACUACAGCCUUUCAACCGCUGCCUCAACGAGCACCUCCACCAGGGAAGAAUAGUAAAAACUCCCCCCACCGAGGGCCACAGUGAUCUCACAAGGAGUAGAUCAGUGGAAGGAACCCGUAUGGAUGCUGAUCGUCGCCUUGAAGGCCUUAUGGCAGAUGUGACUGGCCCUGCAUUCCCCGACGAGCUCCUCAGCAACCACCUACACUUUCCGGGCACUUUCCGGGCUCUGGGGGGGGGAACUGCUAGAGACAGUCCAACAUCAGCAGCUCCGUCUUCUGGGCAGCAUGAAGGAAGAGCCCCCGCUGUGAUGCUGCAGAACUCCGUCGCUCCUAGAUCCGCUGGUCCUGCUUACCCUCGCCUGCUGCAGCCUCCUCGUCUUCACAAGCGCGUGUCUCUCCCUGCACUCAAGCCAGGGGGCGCCGGUGGCUUUGCCUCUCCGAAGCCAGGGUCAUCCUUAGGGCCCCUGGCUAACCGAACCAAGCAGCUGCCCCCUCCGUCUAGAGGCCUUCCCUGCUUUAGCGCUGGACCCCAGGUGCCGGCUCCAAGUCUCCGUCGCACUUCACUGCUUCAGCCUCGCAGAGUCUCGGACCCUUGCAGGGAUCCGCGGAUCAGCGACUCCCCCCUGGAGGAGCCUGACCAGGGGACGCUCAAAGACCCAGGGUCAGAAAAGAUCCUGAUCUCUUUGAGCCGAUCAUGCCUACCCAAGCCAAAGAUUCCCUGAGGAGCUAAAUCCACCCAUCAAAAGCUAAAACUGGAAUCAAUCUGACAUCGGUAUUCAUGCCCUUCUUCCCCUCGCCCUGGUAACAGUGAGAUUGUUUUACCUUUUGAGUGUCAAAGGAACAUACACUGACCGAGCCGAUGAACCCAUAUGGGCCGUUCGUGGACUGCGUGUGCCGGUGACAUUGGUACCAUGACUGCUGCACAGUACCAUUUCUAAAUGAGCUUUCACAUCUCCAGCCUGAUCGAUAGAAAUGCAGUUUGUAGGCAGGAUUGUAUCUCCACGACAAUCCUCAGUCCUAAAUGGCAGUUUUCAGGAAGAAGAAAUGUCCAGUUUACUAGUUUUGCACAUGCUCAUGAAUGCUGCUUAUGCAAAAAAGAAAAAAGAGUAUUAUCAUUCAGAGGGAGUCAGCCUUUUUUUUUGUUUUGUUUUGUUUUGUAAAACCCUGCUGGCUAUUACCACAUUUUAAAGUCUAAGUUCACUUGUCCACACACAGCUGUGGCCUCUGACACACAGGAGCGUUCGGUUUCCAAGCACCGAGGUGACAUGGACGUGACCUUUGCCGUGUAAUGGAAGGCCCAGGGGAAGAUGGAGGCGAAAAAAACAAGAAGCGAGAAAGAAAGAAAGAAGAGAAAGGACAAAAGUACAAUAACAGUGGAAGUGAAAUAAGGUGCCAGAGACUGAAAAGAAAAUUUGUCAAAGCUCCCUCAAGCCGGCACUACAAAAAUGGAAAUGUGUUUGUGCGAAUAUGUGUGUGAGAGAUGAGAAAGAGAGGAGGGGGCACAAAGUGGAGAGAGGAUCCACACUGCAGGUGCAUGUAUUUUUCUAUUCAGCUGAACUUCACCUCCACAUAUGAGCAAAGGGGUUGAAGAACCUUCUGUGUAAAUGCAACUCAGAGGGAAACAUGGUCCUGGUAAAAAUCUAUAUCACACUGGUGGCCGAGAUAUAUUUAGGACCGACAGUACACAAGUGAGGAGCUGGCUUUCAUAAUGCAGAAAAGAGCAGGUAAUGAAACACUCACACACUUACAGUGAGCUCAGGUACAAAUAGGCUCACUCACUCACACACGAUGUGCUCACACUCCAAAGCGCGUGUUAUUUUACUUUGUGCAUUUUUAGAUGGAACACAGUGAGGAGUAGCAGGAAGCUUGAUGAAAGAGCAGGCAGCGUGCAAACAAGCUUGUAUAUCUUCCCGGGUGUUUAAGUGCUUUAGUGGACAAUCGCAACAGGAAAACAAAUCUGCCUGCGAUGUGAGGAAACUUCCACUUGUUUCCAGUCAAAAUAAAUUUCUUCUGAAAGUGCAGAGAACUUUUAAAGUUGGUUACAUCCGCUUCCUCGUUUUAGGACGUCACGAUUUGAUGGAACAAAAUUUAGAAAAGUCGACCUAAUUGAUGUUUUACGAGAAAAGUCAUUUUUGAGUCAAUUAAAUAACUGAUCUUUGAACUAUCUCCUUUAAUGACUUACACACGGAAACAUCGGCUAACGGGAAUUCAUUAGAUGUGUGAAGCUGCUGCCUGGUGUGUGCAUAUGUGUGUGUGUGUGUGUGUGUGUGAGCUGAUGUCGUUUCCCCCCCCUCCCCCUGUCUCUCUCCUCCUCUCGCUCUCCUGCACAUCUCUUUGGGAACAUCAAACGUAUUAGUGGGUUAUUUUUAGGUAGGGAGCCUUCGGGGCUUUACAGGUGUUUCUCUGGGAGUUUUGUAGAAUCGAGUUUAUCUCUCCUUCGCGGAGCCCUUUUCGCAGUCAAACGCUCCCGAGAUGUCCCCUAUCGGAGAGCAGCAGUGUGUUAAAAAGGCCUUCUGACAGCAACUCUGCUCUCUUCUCUGUCACGCCGCGUGACCGCUUGGUGUACGCCUCUGGCACUGUCCGGUCUACUGCGUCCGAUAAUGCACCCUACAUAGACAGAGAGAGACAGAGAGAGAGAGAGAGGGAGAGAGAGAGGGACACACACGCAUCCGGACACGCACACGUACAGGAAGUCUGGCAAAACUCAAAGAGACACAAACUCGGUGCGAGCACACACAUCAGGUCACACUUCCCACACACACACACACACACACACACACACACACACACUUUGAAUGCUGCACCAAAGGGCAUGAAAGUGUGUAAGUGUUGUUUUGGUAGCUCUCACAAAAUGAGCUUUUUGCGAGUCCACAUUGAUCCAUUUCUCUGCUGUGCCCCCCCCCCAAAAAAAAGUCUGUCUCUAGAUUACCCUGGAAAUAGGUAGAGGCUUUUGUGUGAGAGUGUUUGUUGAAUGUGCUUGUUUGUUUCCGACUGUGGAUCCAUGCGGCUGAUAAAAAACAUGUUUACCUGUUUGUGUGGCUCAACAUUGUGCCAAAGCAUUCAGGCAGUCUGCACGGCUCCGGGAAGCCAAUAGAAAGAAUUAAAAAAAAACACAACCCCCUUAAUUUAUUUUAAUGAAACGGAUACGGAGACAGAAAGAUACGUUCAGAGGAUGAGGAAGAAGAUGCACAGCGAGAGACAAUAAGACAGAGCGGCAGGAGAGAGACGAGAUUAAGAGAUGCCGUGAUAAAGUGGUGAGGGCGGCUAUGAUCAAGAUAAACAGGUUCUGGCAAUAGUUGUGACUGUUUGUCUAUAAAAUCUUGUGAAUGUGUGUAUAAGAGAGGGGGGGGUCGGUGGAAUACAUAGCAUAGUUUGUUUGUGUGCACUGUUGUCCAGAGAGCAGCCCAAUCGCCUCAGCUGUGUCACUCACUGCUUAGUAAUGCCAAACAGGAAAUCAAUGUUGCCUGCUGUGUGUGUUUAUCUGUCUGUGUGUGUGUGCAUGUGUGUGUCUGUAUGUGCGUCUCCAGACACCUCUGGCUGCCAGUGUUUAAUUCUUGGAUGUGUGUGUGUGAGAGAGCGAGAGAGAGAGAGAUGUGGAUGCCCACAGGCCAAAGGCAGGCCCAUGCCAGGGAAAGCGGUGCAGUGCCAUCUUUCUACCCCAGCGCUGUAUCCCCCCCCCCGCCCCGUCUCCAAAUCAAUGUCCCUGCUCAGUUUAGCAGUCGAGACAAUCAGUCGUGCUGACGCUGUAACAAAACAACCGCAACUGAGCUGAAAACUCUCCCAACCAACUCGGAUCAAUUCGAACACUGGUCUCUGAUUCCCAUUGAGACUCACUGAUUAUUCAGCUGCAUCACACAUCAGGAAAAACAUGCAACCAAAAGGGCCCAUGUUGUUCCAUGUUACUCCUGAAUGGCGCAGAGCUGCGUUCCGACACUUCCGAAACAUUUUCUAUACAAGAAGACGUUUUUCUUGCAAUGCAACGAUACAGUACUUGAAUUGAGAGAAGGAAAUGCAGCGAUAAGUAGAACAAAUAUAAGAGUUACUGCAGAAUAAAGGUAAAACACAGUUGCAUGUUUGCAGUUUUGAGCCUUUGGUUUAAAAAUGUUCAGCUGCUAUUUGCAAUUUUCAGGCUAACACUGAAUCAAAAGACUGUUUGUGGCUUGAAAUGAAAAACCCACUGAUAGAACUAGAACAACAUUGGGAGAGCACAUACCUUCCGCCAAGGCUGAUUGGCCACUUCAUCAUCAUGUUGCAUGUACAUGUAUUGAGACCAGAUACAUGUGCAUCAUCAUCCAAAUCCACACAGAACUGCACCUGUUCACUGAUAUGAGCACUCGACUCAUUUCCCUAAUUUCUCCCUGAGCCUCCUUUUGGAUUCAGGACCAGAUGAGUGGGAGCGGAGGAUGCUUCUGUAUUUUCUUUGGUUGAAUAAGUAAAUGUAAAAUAGUUUGAUCAGAGAAUGAGAAACACUUCUAGAGCUUAAAGCUACAUGUUCUCUUACUGUUUACAUUCAAGUGAUUUGGUUUAAGGCGCAAGACAGAAGUGCUAUGAAGGGAUUUCUCACUUUUGCCAAGACCCAACAGUUCAUUGAAAUUCAAUCAAGCUGCACCAAAUUGUGCAUACUCAUAGAUAUCAGUUCUCUAGAUAUACCUGAUUCUGGAUUAUAAGUUUACAAAAUGUGGAAAAAACGGUUAGAAAAAUGUUAAAGAAAGUGAAAAUAUAUAAAUAUCUGUCCUCACCCUUUAACCAAGUUUACAGACAGUAGUUUUUGCGUAAAGUAGUUGAAACAGAGACGUACAAACAAUGAAUCAGCAUUUUUUUCUGCCCUUUAACUGAUGUUAGCUCCUGUUUCUAACAUGACUGAAUAUCAACUUCGUAAGCUGAUCUUUAAAAGCAUAGCAGCAUCAGCAUCAGCGGCAGCAUGUUGUUUCUGAGCUGCCUCCCCCUGCUCCUGAUGAUGGUUACAUUUCAAAGUAAACGCUUGAAACUGCAGAUUUGCCUCUGUUCAUUUCUGGACUAACUCUUCUCUUGUACUUGUUGUUCUGCCUAUUUAUCGUCCAGCUGCAUCACUUCACAUUGUCAUCGCGGCUGAAAUUCCACCGUGACGUUUAAAGUGUUUGCAGAUGAAGCUCAUAUUUAAGUGAAGCUGUUCAUAUCUUCAUCUAUUUAUCACUACAUCAUCUCCAGUAUCAGCUGUUUCCAGAUGUUAUCCACUGUCUCCACAAUAAUGUGCAAUAUUGUUUGAAGCAAAAAGACGAGGGAGCACUACUCUAUAUUUUAGUGACCUAAUAUGCAAAUGAAAAAAAGCAAAUAAAGCUUUUUUCAAAAUCUUCACAUCUGAAGCACUUUAAAUGAUAUUAGUUAUGAAGGCAAAAUAUAUUUGAUUCUCGAUUUAGAAACUACUUAUACUUUAUUUGGUUUUACAGUCACCUGCUUUGAUUUCUCUUACUGGUUCUCGUGUCUCUGCAGUGGAAAUCACAGCUCUGCAGGAAGAGGGAACCUUUCACUGUCUUUCUUUAACAGGUUGUUUCCAUCAUGUUUGUACGUUUGACCAAUGACCUCCAGGCUUGUGUCGCCCCACAUGUUUCACUGUGGGUCAGAGUGGACACGUCAAACGUCAGAGAUUAGGACGCUGCUGCAGUGACAGGUACAACUUUCACAGUUCUCAGUGCUGCUCACGGGUCACAGACACUUAAACACAAACAUAAAGCUGCUGAUCUCAGUCUAACACGAGACAGGGACAUCGUUCUCUGUUUGUUUUCCUGGUUUUCACUGUGGCCGUAUUUCUGUUGAAAUAAAGUAUGAUUGUGAAACUAA
Molecule: messenger RNA, 8705 nt
Organism: Hippoglossus stenolepis (Pacific halibut)
Lineage: Eukaryota; Metazoa; Chordata; Actinopteri; Pleuronectiformes; Pleuronectidae
Gene: ccser2a
Product: coiled-coil serine-rich protein 2a
Exons: 11
Coding region: 536-3610 (1024 amino acids)
Biological process (GO): microtubule bundle formation
Cellular component (GO): microtubule cytoskeleton
Molecular function (GO): microtubule binding
Source: RefSeq, a predicted model, not a curated record